This is a messenger RNA of Monosiga brevicollis MX1, 2379 nucleotides long. RefSeq lists its product as uncharacterized. The transcript is spliced from 17 exons. NCBI's taxonomy places the organism in Eukaryota, Choanoflagellata, Craspedida, Salpingoecidae. Gene Ontology annotation, molecular function: DNA binding. The coding region runs from base 1 to 2379 and encodes 792 amino acids. Gene Ontology annotation, biological process: mRNA splicing, via spliceosome. Gene Ontology annotation, cellular component: nucleus. The record is from RefSeq and is a predicted model, not a curated record.
AUGGCGCCCACAGAUGAGGGCGAUGUGGCCCCGGUGCCCGUGAUGAUGAAGAAAAAAAAGCGCAACAAAAAGCCUGGUGACGAUGCCGGCUCCCGAUCCAAGGUAUCAUAUUUCAACUUCUCCUUUCCACAUGGUCCAAACCGGGCUCGCACCACGUCUAUGCUCACGUUUGCCGACGAAGAGACUGCAGAUGAUACGCCGACGUUUGUUGUCAAGAAGACGCGCGAAUCGCGCAAGUUUGCCAAGCGAUCCAAACUCCGCGUACCGCAGAGUACCAACCUAGAUGAUGUCGCUCCAGGAGCAGCGGGCGGACCUUCUCUUGGCACCGCAUUCCAAUCGUCUGGCAGCUACUCGAGUGCCGCCCUCUCUGAACUGCGACAACAACAGCAGCGCCCUCCCGAAAAUUUGUCUACGCUACCAGACGAGGAGCUGGAGCCCGCCGCGGAGGUUGCACCAACCGCACCAGUCCCCAGCACCACAGCCAUUCCAACUUCGGAGGACAUUAGUCGUGCGCGCGAACGGCGUCGCGCUGCUCGUGAGCAGCAAGAUUUCAUUCCCCUCGAUGACAAUCAACCACCAUCCAAGCAGUCAUCCGCUGCACGUUCACGGCUGCUGGAAGAGAAUGAUGAUCUUGAUGAUGAUCAAGACCUGGUGUCCCAAAACCUCUCCUUCGAUCAAGCUGCCCGUCGUGAUAACCGAGAUGACCGCCGCCGUCAGAUCGCGGACAGCAUGGCCACCACCUCAUCGGAUCCGGAAGACUUGCCCAUGCCCGAGGCCACUCGAGGGUGGGACCGCCGACAACAGGCUGCGGGCGUUCGAAAAACCGUGGUCUAUACGAACGGCACGGCUCACCUUGCCACCUCAGACCAGCAAGAGGGCCCUGAAACCGUCCGGCCCCAGGUGGACGUGGCUGCCCGAUUGCGAGAUUUACGUCUCACGCAGGAGCGCAUGCACGAAGUUCACCAAGGACAUCUGUUGCAUGCACGCCGCAUCGAUCAUGACAUCCAAGCCCUCGAAGAGCGACUUCCACAUGAAAAGACCGAGGCCGAGGCUGUUGCUGCUCGCUUCAACUUUUUUCAGGAGAUGCGCUUCUUCCUGCGUGAUCUUCUGGCUUGCCUUGAUGCCCACGUGCGUUGGUCUAGGCGGGAAAAGUUACCCGCUUUGUCUUCAACUUUGCCCACCCCUCUCAACUAUUACUCGCUGAUUCGGCUGCUGAUGCACCUGGUCCCGGCCAUCCAAGAUUUGGAAAGCCAGGUGCAUGCUGCUUGCAAAGAGCAAGCCGACAUGCUCAGCGAGCGACGCCGCCAAGAUCUUGCAGCUUGGCAGGCUCGUUUGACACACUGGCGGCUGCGUCGUCCAGAAGUGUUUGCUGCGGCUGGGGAUGCUGGUAGCCUGCCACUUGACGAUGAGCUCACCCCGGCCCAACUGAACAAGUAUCAGACAGCGCGUCGAUCGUUGCUCCUUCAGGGUGAAUCGGUCAUGAGCGACGUGGUGGAUGACUUUGCCAGCAUUCCUGCCAUCGGAGGCCAGUUUGAGACAUGGAAGCAUCGGUACCCGGCCGCCUACCGUGAUGCUUUUGUGAGCGAAUCUGUGGUGAAAAUCUUCCAACCAUUUGUCACCCUCAAGCUUCUCGAGUGGUUUCCCAUCGAUCCCAGCGCACCCCCCGUGCACACCAUGCCCUGGAUGCAAGAUGUUUUGGCCUUUGGUGCCCUUCCUGACGGUCAACCGCCGCCAGCAGGUGAUCCCGAUGAGAAUGUCGUACCCAAGGUGGUCGAGGCAGUGGUCUUGCCCAAGUUGGCUGGCUUUAUCGAGUUUGUUUAUGACAUUUUUUCGCAAGAGCAGACAUCGACGCUGGUGGCUACGUGCGCCGGCGUGGUCCAUGACUUUGAAAUCGGUGAAGGAAGCGCUACGCGUCAACAACUGCACGCGGCCGCGGUAGCGCGACUACGACGGGCCGUGCAAGAGUUUGUGGGCGUUAGCAUCUUUCCACCCGAAGCUUAUGCGCGUUGUCCCGAGGCCACGGCGCUCCAGGCGUACCAGAACGGCCUCUGCCUCAAGAUCAUGCAAAACAUGUUGGCUUGGGCACCUGUUGUAUCACUGUCAGACCUCCAACGUUGCGUCGCCGAGCAGCUGCUGGCAAAUCGAGUUCAUGGCGCUCUAGGGCAUGCCGUGGAUGUUGUGGCAGCCUGCGGUUUCUUUGUGCACUUACUACGCUGCAUCCCGACAACCUGGUGGGCAGCGCCCUCACCAAGCAUGGCACUGCUACGCCAGCGCGUGGCUGACACCAUGCAAACGCUACAUCGGGUCGGGCAAGCUCAGCCCGCCUCUCAGGCUCGAUGCACGGAGCUACGACAGGAGCUGGCUCAGUUUCAGUCUUGA